Molecule: messenger RNA, 762 nt
Organism: Sparassis crispa
Lineage: Eukaryota; Fungi; Basidiomycota; Agaricomycetes; Polyporales; Sparassidaceae
Exons: 4
Coding region: 1-762 (253 amino acids)
Source: RefSeq, a predicted model, not a curated record
AUGCGGCUUGAACCUCUAGGAGUCAGACAUCAGUGCUGGCUAUGCGUUUCUAUGGGUCUCUGCUGGCUUCACUUGGUGUAUGCGCAGGUCAAUGUUACUUUGCAAUCUACGAAUCCGGACAUCAUCUACAAUCCCCCAGCAUGUGACGGUACGACUGCUUCAGUAUCUUGCUCUAACAGUUCGUGGCGAAUUAUUCCGUCAUCAGAUGGUCCUGACAGUGUAGUGACAUCUACAAACGGACCGAAAAUUGGCGGUUUCAUACCCCAGCUUUUCAUGACGUUCACAGGUCUGGCUCUGUAUAUACGCACCUCGUCGCUAUCGAACGCAACUGCAAACAUCACGCUCUUCACCGAGGAUCCCGUAAUCUCAAUCACGACAGAAGUAGACUCAGCUGUAGGACUCAUAGUCGCCGUCGAUCUGCAACCGGACAAGGCUACUACUUUGGCGAUUACCUUCGUACCCUCCAGUAAUGCUACACGAUUGGAUAUCUCAUCCUUCACGAUCACUAUACCCACUAACGAUACGUCGCCAUUCCCGUCUACCACCCUGCCAAUAUCCAGUUCGUUACCAACCUUCUCACCACUUCCGUCGCCGACUCCUACAACAGGGUCGAACAGAGUUUCGCAGUCAACUGGGGACAUUGUAGCAGAGGUACUCGGAGCAGUCUUGGGUGUGGUUUUAGGCGCGUCAGGAGCUUUCGCAUUCCGUUACUACCGGAGGCGGCGACGGCAGGAGGCUGAAACUCUCAGCGCUCAAGGUUGA